This is a messenger RNA of Galeopterus variegatus (Sunda flying lemur), 2378 nucleotides long. It is a transcript of the gene SOCS3, whose product is annotated as suppressor of cytokine signaling 3. The transcript has a single exon. Gene Ontology annotation, cellular component: phosphatidylinositol 3-kinase complex. Gene Ontology annotation, biological process: intracellular signal transduction; phosphatidylinositol phosphate biosynthetic process. Lineage: Eukaryota; Metazoa; Chordata; Mammalia; Dermoptera; Cynocephalidae. Gene Ontology annotation, molecular function: 1-phosphatidylinositol-3-kinase regulator activity. The coding region runs from base 98 to 775 and encodes 225 amino acids. The record is from RefSeq and is a predicted model, not a curated record.
UCCCCGCAGCCCCCCGGGAUGCGGUAGCGGCCGCUGUGCGGAGGCCGCGAAGCAGCUGCAGCCGCCGCCGCGCAGAUCCACGCUGGCUCCGUGCGCCAUGGUCACCCACAGCAAGUUUCCCGCCGCCGGGAUGAGCCGCCCCCUGGACACCAGCCUGCGCCUCAAGACCUUCAGCUCCAAGAGCGAGUACCAGCUGGUGGUGAACACGGUGCGCAAGCUGCAGGAGAGCGGCUUCUACUGGAGCGCCGUGACCGGCGGCGAGGCGAACCUGCUGCUGAGCGCCGAGCCCGCCGGCACCUUCCUCAUCCGCGACAGCUCGGACCAGCGCCACUUCUUCACGCUCAGCGUCAAGACCCAGUCGGGGACCAAGAACUUGCGCAUCCAGUGCGAGGGGGGCAGCUUCUCGCUGCAAAGUGACCCCCGCAGCACGCAGCCCGUGCCCCGCUUCGACUGCGUGCUCAAGCUGGUGCAUCACUACAUGCCUCCGCCUGGCGCCCCCUCCUUCCCCUCGCCACCCCCUGAACCCUCCUCCGAGGUGCCAGAGCAGCCGCCUGCCCAGCCGCUCCCGGGGAACCCCCCCAGGAGAGCCUAUUACAUCUACUCGGGGGGCGAGAAGAUCCCCCUGGUGUUGAGCCGGCCCCUCUCCUCCAACGUGGCCACUCUUCAGCAUCUCUGUCGCAAGACCGUCAAUGGCCACCUGGACUCCUAUGAGAAAGUCACCCAGCUGCCGGGGCCCAUCCGCGAGUUCCUGGACCAGUAUGAUGCCCCACUGUAAAGAGCAAAGGGCAGGGGUCCGGGAGAGGGGCCUGGGUCCCCUCUCCUCGGUGGCACAUGGCACAAGCACAAGAAUCCAGCCGUGAGGGAGUCCUGCAGCUCUGGCGAGCUGGGCGGACGGGCCCCUCCCUUCUGCCCUCCCCCCUGCAGAAUGGGGCAGGCAGGACCUGGAAUGAGUUUGAGGGAAGGGGGAGGGCCACCUGCGCCCCCCUCCCCCACUCCAGCUUCUCCGGAGGAGCCAGCUGGCCUGGUGGGACAAUAGUAACGACAAGUGGAUUCUCCUCUCCUCCUCCCUUCCUCGAUUCCUCCUCCCCUUCCGAACGGGGACACUUAGGGAGUGUUGAACUAAUGAGAACUGCCCGGGAAUCUUCAAACUUUCCAACGGAACUUGUUUGCUCUUUGAUUUGGUUUAAACCUGAGCAGGUUGCAGAGCCUGGGAAAGGAUGGAAGAGAGAGGGCGCCUGAGGGGGCCCCAGGGUUUUGGGCUGGCCAAGGAGGUGGCCGCUCCCACUGCCCAGCCCAGGCGAGGAGAAGCUGCAUGCGCCUCUCCCUGGCUCCGAGGAAAGAGCAAGGGGUGACCAGGUACCCCUCACCCUCUCUCUUGGAACCACCACCCAAGACACAGGUCCCAAAGUCCACCUGGUGCCCAGAGCUCUUCCCCUGUUUUAAGGGGGAAGUGGCAUUUGGAGGGGGAUGGACGGGCUGGUCAGUUGGUCUCCUUUUCCUACCCAUGCUAUACCUUCCAGCGCCUGGGAGUGGAGGGUGGGGAGGACAGAGAUGAGCCAUCUUUGAUCCCAGACCCCCGGUAGAGAAGAUGGGGGGGGUUCUACUUUGUGCCUCCUGACUAUGAGUGGCUAGGAGAUUCGCCUUAAAUGCUCCCUGUCCUAUGGAUAGGGACUGGCACACGAUAAGCCACACACUUGGCCAAUCCAGGCAGAGAGGCCAAGGGAUUUGCCCAAGAGCACCCAGCCAGCCAGGGAAAGUGGGUGGGGGGCAGAGACCCAUGCCUUCCAGCUGAGCUCUGGGAGAAUGUUAGCCCCAUGGGUAUUGGCCAGUCAAAGGUGCCUCGUGGUCAGAGCAGAGCCACCAGGUCCCACAGCACCCCCAGUCCUGCACAGCCCUCCCUCCUCGCCUGGGUCAGGGGAGGAGGAAGUCACUCAGAGGCCGGGUGCCUGCCACUCCAGCUGCUCCGGUCUGCCAUAGCACUGAUCAGUGAAAACUUACAGGAAUGUAGCAGUGAUGGAAUUACCUGGAACUGUUCUUUUUGGGGGGGAAAACUAAACAAACACAUUCAGUUUUCUGUGUCAGGUAUUGGGCUGGAUGGGGCAGCUGUGUGUUGGGGUGGUUUUUUUUCUCGAAUUUUUUGUUUGUUUCUUAUUUUUAAAUAAUGUUUACAAUCUGCCUCAAUCACUCUGUCUUUUAUAAAGAUUCCACCUCCAGUCCUCUCUCCUCCCCCUCACUCAGGCCUUCGAGGCUGUUAGGAGAUGCUUGAAGAACUCAACAAAAUCCCAAUCCAAGUCAAACUUUGCACAUAUUUAUAUUUAUACUCAGAAAAGAAACAUUUCAGUAAUUUAUAAUAAAGAGCACUAUUUUUUAAUGAAAAA